AUGCCGUCUCUUCUGUUGGUAGUCUUCACACUGCAGUUCGUUCUCCAUUUGGUCAAUACUGUAGGAGCAAGCACUGUCGAUGAGCUGCUAUGGGUUCUUUACAACAAGCUACCUACACCGACCUCAGGAUGUGCGCAAAGAUGCGAGGCACUCAAGAAAGAGAUCGUGCAGCUGAAGCGUGAACUUGGAAACACGUCGGCGCAAGACAACUUUGGCAAAUGGGCGAAGCUCGAUCGACAGCACAACAAAGCCGUGGCUGAGUACCAGAAGCUGGAUGGUUCUCUGCGCACUCACCAAACGACCUUCAAUUCCGCCGUCAAGACCUUGCGCUUCCUGGGUACACAAGGCCUCCGCUUCGUCCUACAAUUCUGGUUUGCUAAGUCGCCCAUGUUCUGGCUGCCGGCCGGCUGGGUGCCAUAUUAUGUGGAAUGGAUCUUGAGCUUCCCGCGCGCACCUUUGGGCAGCAUCAGCAUUCAGGUGUGGACUGCUGCUUGCGCAGCCAUCAUUGCGCUGGCAUCGGAGGCGCUCGCAGCCAUUUGGGUGCUUGCAACCAAGAAGCCUACCCCAACAGCGAAGCAACAAGAGAAAGAGCCUAUGGCCUUCAAGGCAGACCAACAGCCUGCGUCAGACGCUGGAGGAAAGAAGGAGCUCUAG
Messenger RNA from Ascochyta rabiei, 654 nucleotides. Its product is annotated as GET complex subunit get1. The transcript has 3 exons. NCBI's taxonomy places the organism in Eukaryota, Fungi, Ascomycota, Dothideomycetes, Pleosporales, Didymellaceae. Gene Ontology annotation, cellular component: GET complex. The record is from RefSeq and is a predicted model, not a curated record. The coding region runs from base 1 to 654 and encodes 217 amino acids. Gene Ontology annotation, biological process: tail-anchored membrane protein insertion into ER membrane.